AUGCUUAAUGCACUUGAAACAACUGACGAGGAUGAGAACGUCGUAGUCGCGCAGAAUGGCGACGUUUCGGAUGAUGAUCCACAGGAGAGUACAGCUGAUGAAGAUGACGACAAAGAUAUCGAAGACAAUGAAAUGGUAAGUGACGAGGACAAGGAGAAGAAGUCCAAUAGCGCAUCUAUUCUGCGCCUCGUGCAGAAUCUUCCAGAUGCCGAAGCUAGACGUCACGAACACUUUCGCCGUUCACAUUUCGAGCGCAGUGCUAUCAAGAGAUGUAUGGCGCAGGCAAUUCUUGAAUGCUCAUCUACGGACAAGAGGGUUCCUGGCGUCACUAAUGUCAUGGCAAUUGUCAUGGCUGGUAUGGCAAAGGUCUUUGUGGGUGAGAUCACUGCUGAAGCACGACGGAUGAUGGAAAUAAAUGGCGACACUGGGCCGAUUCCUCCCCGUUAUCUUCGUGAAGCACAUCGCAAAUACUAUAAACGCCGGCCACUCGCACGUGGUCGUAAUCUACGGCGUUUGUUUCGUUAA
Molecule: messenger RNA, 525 nt
Organism: Plasmopara halstedii
Lineage: Eukaryota; Oomycota; Peronosporomycetes; Peronosporales; Peronosporaceae
Product: transcription initiation factor tfiid subunit 11
Exons: 2
Coding region: 1-525 (174 amino acids)
Biological process (GO): transcription initiation at RNA polymerase II promoter; RNA polymerase II preinitiation complex assembly
Cellular component (GO): transcription factor TFIID complex; nucleus
Molecular function (GO): protein heterodimerization activity; transcription coactivator activity
Source: RefSeq, a predicted model, not a curated record